Episyrphus balteatus (marmalade hoverfly) is the source of this 392-nucleotide messenger RNA. RefSeq lists its product as uncharacterized. The transcript has 2 exons. Bases 1 to 273 code for a protein of 90 amino acids. The record is from RefSeq and is a predicted model, not a curated record. Lineage: Eukaryota; Metazoa; Arthropoda; Insecta; Diptera; Syrphidae.
AUGAAUACACCAUUUGGAGAGGUCUUCCUGUUUCUUACGGAUUUGGCCUGGAAAAGUCGCAUGACAAUUCCUGUAUUAGUUACAACUGUCUUCCUUGUCAUGGACAUUCGACUUCAAAUCGAAAUAAAUAUUCAGUCGGGACAGCCAGCAGUUGAACUCGCCGAUUUGGAUGAUGAUUCACUGGAAGAGUACACAACAGAAAGCGACGGUGACACUGAAGAUGAAACCGAUGACGAAGAGAAUGAUGAUGAAAAUGACCUAACACCGGAAUAAGAAUCCUCUCACAUUGUUAAAACAUUAAAAUAUAUAAAACAAUUUAUACAUAAUUUUUUUUUCUCAUUUAUUUUUAAAACGGUAGACAUAAAUUUUGUUUCGUUUCAAUUGUUAAUGAU